Messenger RNA from Camellia sinensis, 2786 nucleotides. RefSeq names its product splicing factor U2af small subunit B. The record is from RefSeq and is a predicted model, not a curated record. Gene Ontology annotation, cellular component: U2AF complex. Gene Ontology annotation, biological process: mRNA splicing, via spliceosome. Gene Ontology annotation, molecular function: metal ion binding; RNA binding. Lineage: Eukaryota; Viridiplantae; Streptophyta; Magnoliopsida; Ericales; Theaceae.
CGCUAUCUCACCUUCGUCCUCCAAACAAAACCCUACAGAGAGAGAGAGGCAAAAGUUUUCUUCUAUUCUAUUCUGUUCUACAGAGAGAGAGAGAGAGAGAGAGAGAAGGGUUGUGAAAAUGGCGGAACACUUGGCUUCGAUCUUCGGAACGGAGAAGGAUAGGGUGAAUUGCCCCUUCUACUUCAAGAUUGGAGCUUGCAGGCAUGGUGAUCGGUGCUCUAGGCUUCACACCAAGCCCUCCAUUAGCCCUACCCUCUUGCUCUCCAAUAUGUACCAGCGUCCCGACAUGAUCACUCCCGGUGUUGACGCUCAGGGCCACCCCAUCGAUCCCCGCAAAAUGCAGGAACACUUUGAGGAUUUUUAUGAAGAUCUGUUUGAGGAGCUGAGCAAGUAUGGAGAGAUUGAGAGCCUGAACAUAUGUGACAACCUGGCUGACCACAUGGUGGGUAAUGUUUAUGUUCAGUUUAGAGAGGAAGAACAUGCUGCAAAUGCUCUAAGGAAUCUGACUGGAAGAUUUUAUGCUGGUCGACCUAUCAUUGUUGACUUCUCGCCAGUGACUGAUUUUCGUGAAGCCACAUGUAGGCAGUAUGAGGAGAAUGCCUGCAAUCGUGGUGGGUAUUGCAACUUUAUGCAUCUGAAAAGGAUUGGCAGAGAGUUGAGACGCCAAUUGUUUGGGAGGUAUCGCUCAAGGCAUAGCCGCAGUCGGAGCAGAAGUCGAAGUCCUUAUAGGCAUCACAGCUAUGAUGAGCGCCCUCAUGGAGGUCGUGGGCAUUGUAGAAGGUAUGAUGACGAGGAUUACUACCAUGAGAGUCGUAGCAAGAGGAACAGGACUACAAGCCCUGGCCACAGAAGAGGACGAAGCAGGAGCCCAGGGGGAAGAAGGAACCAGAGUCCAGUAAGAGAAGGAAGUGAGGAGAGACGUGCCAAAAUCGAGCAGUGGAACAGGGAAAAGGAACAGUCAGAAAAAGCUAAUAAGGAUAAUAUUUAUGGUUCCAACAAUAACAACAAAAGCAAUGAAGAUCAGUACUAUGGAAACCAGCAGCAGCAAGGAUAUGGAUAUUGAUCCAAUUAAAUAUUUUCUGGUGAUGUGCAGGUUCACUGUUCUAUGAUUGGAUAAUUUUUCCCCAAUUUUUUUUUAUUGGUUUCGUAAUUGCUUUUGAUGUGCUUGAUUUGUGUGCCUUGCAUGCAUGGUGCUUGAUUUUUCCCUUCUACAUUCAUCUGAUCUCUUGCUUUUUCCAAUGUUUCUCAUCAUCACUGCUGGCCAUCAACUUUUCAAAUUUCUUUGUUUUGAAAAUCUUUGUUUUGAAAGAGUCUUCCCACCCUCCCAUUUCCAAUAAACACUUACUGGCUGUUUUAUUUCUGUUAAUUAUUUUGUAAUUAAGCUGUCUAUUCUGUUUUCAAUUUGUUAAAACAUCCUUUUGAGGCUGUGUUUGAAUCUUAGAUUUGUAGAAAAUUAUUAAAACAAGUAUAUAUUAUGAUUGGAAAUAAGAAUUUUUCAAGAGUUUCCGGUGAGUUUACACUAAAAUUUUCAAGAGUUUCUGAGAAUUUUCUUCAUGUUGUGUUAGAGGUUUUAGAAAUGUCUCAAUCUUUCUGAAGAGUUUCCUUUAAAAAUUCCUGGGUUUCAUUUUAAUUUCAUGCUAUUUCCUUAUAUUCUUAUUUCUGAUGGAGAUUUUGUGAAUGAUUGAAAUGUGGUAUGAGGUGUAGUCUUUUGAUGUUUUUGUAUUGAUUGUGAUACUGUUUUCAUUUCACAUAGUAUCAUUUCUGUGUUGUCCCUCUGAACUUAUAAGUAGCAGCGAGCUUCUACUAUUUUAUGUCUUGUUUUAGUAACAGUAAGGGAGUUGAAGCAGCAGUCCUGUAUAGUUGUAAGUCACCAAACAUAUUUACAAUGACUUUCUGGUCUCCAUCAAGGAAUGGCCAAUUCCUGACGUGUGUAGUAGUUAAAGAUUGGGUGUGUGUGAGAGAGAAAUGGGUCUAGUUCAUAUCUUUUGAAACGGAAUCUGCUUGACUUGUAAACUUACUAUGUUAUCCACCAAUUGAAAAUUCUUGUUUCCUGGCGUUCCUUUCGGUUUCCCCUGUCCAAAUUGGAUAGAUUAGAAUUGUAGGACAAAUAACUUGAAGAAGUUCUACUUUGAUACUAUACAUUCUUUAAGUUACAUGGGUUUCGAAAUGUCUUACUACAAGUGAUGCUCUGUAAAAUCAAUAAUUUCGUGGGUUUGGUAUUUAGAUGCAUUCCUAUUCUUUGCUUUUAUUGCAUGUGUGUUGGUAUUUGUUUGCAGUCAGGCACUCUCUGACCACAGCACUUUCCAGGCUAGUUAACAUGCAAUUUUUCUUGUGGUUUCGUAACGGGUUUUGUCUUCUGUCAACUUCCUCUUUUGACGUUAACAAGUUAUGAUCUUACGUGUAUUACAAGUUUUGCAGGUUCGGGUAUCCCUGCUUCUUAUGGACCGAGGGCUUAUUUUUUACUGAUGAAAUUUUUUACAGGUUUCAUGCUGUGACAGAGGAUUGGAUUUAACUGGGUUUUGCAGAUCACAUUUGAAAGGAUUGUGAAAGACUCCCACUGAGUUAGUAAAGUAUGGCCCGCAAUGUUAUAAUUUUUUAUUUGAAUUGUAGUUUAAUGCAGGCAGGAAUGGGGGGUUUAGUGUGUUUCUUUUGUUGGACAAUUUAGCUUAUUGCAGUAUCGAGGAUGAUAUUAUAAGCCACUUUGGAUGUUUGUAAUUAAUGUUUGUUGUUCGGUAACUUCUUAAAUAUAACUUUUUUUAGAAAUUAUUAUUGGUUUUCUUCUUUUA